Toxoplasma gondii ME49 is the source of this 3518-nucleotide messenger RNA. Its product is annotated as ATPase, AAA family protein. Gene Ontology annotation, molecular function: ATP hydrolysis activity; ATP binding. Lineage: Eukaryota; Apicomplexa; Conoidasida; Eucoccidiorida; Sarcocystidae. The coding region runs from base 493 to 2889 and encodes 798 amino acids. The transcript has 15 exons. The record is from RefSeq and is a predicted model, not a curated record.
UUUGUUUUCUGUGGACUAGACGUUUCCGACUGCUUCACCUUCGCCACUCACGGUGUGCUCGUGAGUUCCUCACAACCGUGCGGUGUGCGUCUGCGAAGAAGAGCGAGAAGAGACACCUCCCUUGCUCGUUUCGAAUUCCUUCUGGUCCCAUUUUUUCGCUGUUCCAUCCUGCCUCUCUUUUUUCCUCCAUCGGAGUUGGUCAACGUUUCCCGCUCCGCCUAAUUCCGAUCCCCCUUCGCACACCAUUUCCCCUUCUCGUUCCGCUUCUGUCGUGCACCGACCUACUAACUAUGCCUUCCGCGUUUUUCACCGUUGCUCCGUUUCCUUUAUGUUUUUUCUUGUCUCUGCCUCCGACAUCUCCGGCGGCUCCUUUCUCUUUCACCGCGUUCCAUGCUCCAUUUCUGAGUCGACAUCUUGUUGAGUUGCGAAAAACUGGUGAGAACCCCGCCGUCCCUUCCUCUUUUUUCCAGGCUCUUUCGCAGGCGAGAAGCGAUGGACGAAACGGAAUCAGUUGUAGCUGCGACCGUCGCAACUGAGCUCGCUGCGUCCCUCCGUCCCCCUUCGUCCGACAGCCAGGCGCGCUUGGCUUCUGAGCGGCGCCACCGGCUUGCAUGCGUUCUUCACGCGUCGUCUUCGUUUCCAGAUGUCUCUUCUUGGCAAAAUAAAAGGAGGAACGUCGCAACCAAAGCAGGGUGCUCCAGUGUUUCUCGAUGCUCUCCACGACUCCAGCGGAACGAGGCCUGGUGCGUCGGCCAGGAAACUCACCCACCGUCUUCUCCAGUGACGUGUGACCUCUCCGAAGACUCAACGUCCUUCAGUCAAUUGCUCGCUUCCGCCGCCAUCUUCGGCUCCGCCCCCUUUCAGCUCAGCCCACUCGAUUCUUCUUCCACUUCGUCUCCUUCCGCUUCCUCUGUUCUGCCCUCUCUUUCGCUCUCAGCCGGAGUCUCUGCUUCUCCCUCUGUGUCCUUGUUUUCCUCUGACUCGGUUCUCGGUGGCGAAGACACAGCAAGCCUUUUGGAAGUCGCGCGUCUCUGCGAGAGCGGCUCGCUGUCUCUGGGCGUUUCCGAGAGACCGCGAAAAGCAGGAGAGGACGACACCAACGGCGUUGACAAGGCAGACGUGGAUUCGACAGGUUCUUUGGGAAGGCGAAAACAGGAAGACGCUUUCGCGUCUGUAGAUGGAUCAUCCAUUUCCAGCAGAGACGGCGGCUCCCUGCUUGCGGACUGUGUCCUGGGGAACUUUGGGGAAGCCUCCGACUGUGAUCCAACUGCUUGUGGAGUUGCGAGCAGCGGCAGAGACCUGGCUGCGCUGUUUACGUCGCUGCCUCUCUCCCUCGACCGCUACCUUCUCUGGAAUCCUCUUCUCCCUUCCUCCCCUCCUGUCGAGUCCUUAAACAAGUACGCCGUCGCUCUCGAAGAGCACCGACGUGAGCUUGCGGAUGCAGUGAAACACUCGAAGACACUGCAAGAAGCGAACGAGCAGCUCACUGCAGAAGUCAGCCACCUGCAACAACGAAUAGCCGUUUGCAUGCAGGAGAAAGAAACGCUCUGCCAUCAGCUGAGAGAUCGGCCGCAGUCCUCCCGGCCUUCGCUUCCUCUCCACUCCGACUCUCCCUCCCGCUCCUCAUAUUCAAAGGAGAAGUCUCGAGCUGCUCCCGCCUCUGCGUCCGCAGCUGCUGUGUCUUCUCUUGGUGCUGGGGGCUUCUCGUCGAGUCGGCAACUCCUGCAGACACGCCGAGAUCGCGGCCUCCUUAGUCCUGACGACGAGGCGGCUUUGCAUGCUCUGGAAGAAGAACAGAAAAAGCAAAAGACUUCUGGAAAUCGACACGUAGGCGACGUUCGGUCUCAUUGCGAAGCGCGAGGCCGAGAGUCGCCUGCUCACCAAAAUGGGGAGGCUCUACCUCCGGGAAUGGACGAAUAUGAAGCCCUCUUGGCUGGCGGCGACAUUCGCCCUGACAUCAUUCAGUGGGUCCUGAGCAUGCGCAUUGCGCGAUCGCCUCUUCAUGCAGGAGAAACAAUUCAAUCCAGUGCGGCUCUGAACAUCAGCGAAAUUGCAGGCCUUCAUCGCGUUAAGAAGCUUCUGACGGACAAGAUUAUCAAUCCGAUUCUUCGACCGGAGCUGCAUGUCGGUCUCCACCAAGCGCCUCGAGGCAUUUUGCUCUUCGGUCCUCCAGGAACUGGAAAAACGACUUUGGCCAAGUGGAUGGCGGCAAGUUCGGGAGCGAGUUUCUUCGAGGUCACACCCUCGUCGAUUAUCAGCAAGUUCCACGGGGAAACCGAAACCCUCAUCAAGGCUCUCUUCAAGGUGGCCGAAGCUGAUAGUCCGUCGCUGGUCUUCAUCGACGAAAUCGAUUCCCUUCUCGGCAAGCGCAGGGAGAAGGAAGACGACACCAGCAUCCGGAUGAAGAACCAGCUGCUGCAGAUGAUGGAUGGAGUCAGCAGCUGUUCAGGAGACAAGGUCCUUGUCGUUGUAGGCGCCACAAAUCGGCCAGACAUGCUCGAUGAGGCAGCAAUCCGGCGCCUGUCAAAGCGCGUUCUCGUUCCGCUUCCUGACUUCGAUGCCCGUCGUGUGCUCAUCCGCACUGUGUUGGAGAAGCAGUCCACUGGUGGCUGUACCCUCUCCGACCAGGAGCUUGGAGACCUUUCCUCCCGGCUGGAGAAGUGGAGCGGAAGCGACAUUCGCAGUCUGUGUGUCUCUGCGUCUGAGCGAAGCUACGACGAAACAGUUGCGAAGUUUGGAGGCAUUCAGAAUGUGCCGAGUCGAGCCGCGUUCCGUCCAAUCUCCUUCAGCGAUUUCCUCGCUGCUCUCGAAGAGGUUCGGCCUUCCUGCACAUCGGAGGAAAGUUUGAGGUUCUUCGAUGAAUGGGCUAAGGCUCACGGGGCUCUCUGACGAGGAACAACCGAUCGCAUGCGGCUUGUGUCCGGAUCAACUGACUCCUACAGCCGACAGUGCCUGGCCGGUUUCGAGCCUUUCGUGUAUAUUCCCGCCAGUCACUUCAGGAGCGAAUCUCUUGGUUUCGUCUGUGCGACUUUCUCUCGGUUUCCCGGGUUGUUUUGGUUUGACGAGUCUGUCUCAUUUGCGCCGCUGCGGUGUCUCCGGCGCCGCCACUUUGAAUGGAAAACCAUUUCGUCAGGUUGACUUUUCUGCACAUUUCUUGUGGCAACGUACCUGCUUUCCAUUCCGUCUCUAUUUCUAUGUAUCCCGUCCUCUUUCUUGGCAUUUCUCCCGUGUGUCCACUCGCGAUUCAAACCGAAGAAGGCUUCGGCCGCAUCUGGCAGUCCAGGCAUCCGAUAGCGACAGGUCGCAGUCGCAGACGUUCUCCCAGCAGGGGACUAUAGACAAAUUUCUCGGCACUUUUCGUUUGCUACUCCGACGCUUCCCGAGUCUGAAUUAGUUAAACCGGAAAUCGCAUAAGUCAGUAAGUCGCUGGGUGUCCAAAGCCAAGAGUAGAAACGCAAGUUAGGUCGUAGUCUGAUUCAAAGCCCCUGUCGUGGCAGCUUCCCCCCUGAGACAGUUAC